This is a messenger RNA of Papilio xuthus (Asian swallowtail), 2489 nucleotides long. Its product is annotated as GTP-binding protein RHO1. Gene Ontology annotation, biological process: small GTPase-mediated signal transduction. The transcript is spliced from 8 exons. The record is from RefSeq and is a predicted model, not a curated record. NCBI's taxonomy places the organism in Eukaryota, Metazoa, Arthropoda, Insecta, Lepidoptera, Papilionidae. Gene Ontology annotation, molecular function: GTPase activity; GTP binding. Bases 357 to 1079 code for a protein of 240 amino acids.
AUUCACCAUCACCACUCGCACUCGCACUAGCACUCGCCUCGCUCGAGCGAGUCAGUGUCGUGCCGGAGCUCGAGUAGUGUAGACGUUGUGUUCGAGUGAGCCGCGCGUUAACGGCUGCGUGUUCCGAUUUCGGAAUAUUUCGAUGUUAAAAUUUCACAUUUUGUUUUAUCUCGUGCAAGUUAUAAAUAUGUGUUUGUGAUUAAUAUUUGUGGGCGGUUAUUUGCCUCUCCUGGUUGUGCGGCGAUCACUUCGAGGUAUUGCGCUCGACAUUUUUGAAGACAGCAGUAAAUUCUGAAAACUAAAUACAGAUCAGAAGAGAGCUGCAUCAGGGUGCCGGGCGUAGAGCGUAGGCCGCGAUGUGGUCCGGCAAGAAGGGCAGCGAGGGCGGCGACGUCGGCACGCCCCCCGCGCAUGAAGAGGUCAAGCUGGUGCUCGUGGGCGAUUCGCAGUGCGGCAAGACCGCGCUCGUGCAGCGUCUCGUCUCCGAGACCUUCCUCGAGGCGUACACGCCGACAGGCUUCGAGAAGUACGCGUACACGUGCACAGUAGCCGACUGCAGGGUCAACUUUUCUGUGUGGGACACCUCAGGAACAACGGCGUACGACACAGUGCGCCCUCUGGCGUACCAAGACGCCAAAGUGUUCAUGCUUUGCUUCAACAUAGCAGAGCCCGACUCCCUGCACAACGCCGCUGCCAAGUGGUAUCGCGAGGUGCGAACGCACGGUGGUCCGCCGGGUGCGGGAGGCGCGGCGGGCGCAGGGGGUGCCCCGGUGUUGUUGUGUGGCUGCAAGGCGGACCUGCGCCACGACAAGGAGACCCUCACCGUGCUCUCCAAGCUGCGCACGCGCCCCGUCACCAGCGAGGAGGCGCUGUCGGUGGCGCGGCAGUUGGGCGCAACGACAUACGUGGAAACGUCAGCACGCGCGUCUGGCAAGGGUGUGCGCGACGCGUUCGAGGUAGCGGCGCUCGCCGCACUCGGCAAGCUCAACAAGCAGCAGAAGCAAGUGGGUCGCAGCAAGAGCAAGCGCGAUCUGAAGGCCGAGCUGAAGGGACGCGCGCGCAGUUGCUGCGUCAUGUGAUCCGCGGCCGGCCACCCCCCGCGGUGGCCGCACGACCUGUAGUUUACACACGCCGCGUCUUGCACAACACUUUCCAUGUCCUGCGGAGAUGUCUCCCCGAACUGUCGAUGGUUAAAUGAGUACUAAAGUGACACUUUAUAGUACAUUAAUCGACUCAAAAGCUCAAAUUUGGUGAUGAUGAUGUUUCAAAUAUCUGAAAACUUUAUUAGUUAAUUAGUUAAUUUAUUUGAAGCAUUUGGCCGCUAUAGUGUAAUUGAAAGUGGAACAAAGUUCGUUUGACUAGCGCGACUAGGACACGGCAGGGACAUGUCGUCGACAAGGAGUAUUGCAGCGUGGUCAGGGGCGCGCGCGAGCCUGUGAUACACUUAAAUUUAGAGAGAGAAAGGCUCGUACACGCAGCGAGCCACGCGGACGGUUUCUAGAUGUUAAGAUGGUAUUUACAGUGUAUACUUAAUUGUAAAGACAAUUUAUAUUGCGUACAAAUAUAUGUGUUUUCAUAUACAAUAAGUAAUAUUUUCUAUUGAAGUCGCGUUGCGAGGAUACAAUAUGUGUAUAUUAUAUGUGUACUGUGAAAUGUUUAAAAUUGCAAAUUUCGUCACAUUUGUUUUGGUAGGACCAAGUUAGUUUUGUAAAUAAGAGGGCGGGGGUUUGGAGAGGAAGCAGUUGUGAUAGCAAUACGUAAUGUAUCGUAUUAUAUGUAAGUGUAUGCACAACGAGGGACAAUACUACACACAUACAUACAUAUUUAUUAUAACAAAGGAGGUCCACUGGCGGACAGCCACGUCCACGUGCUGUUGCUGUAGUUUUGUACGUUUCUUAACGCUCGGUGUCGCUUGCAUUGUUUGCUAGCUCGCUGUUUAACUGUGUGUCACUUUAUUGUACAUUUUAUAACAAAAAAAAACUUCUUUAGAUAUAAAAAUGUUAUUUGGGCAAUCGUUCUUUUGAUGAUUGUACAAAGUAAUGUAUCCAGUCCAUAUCUCCUCGCUGUACUGGAAUUUUGUAUAAAAUGGACAGAAUCCCCUAAACUGCAAAGUCAACAACAAGUCGAGCUUCAGAAGACAUAGAAUGUGAAUAGCGCGCCGUCAGCUCGCUGCACUCAUCAGUUAUCUAAUUGUGACAUGUUAUAAUGUAACUAGUGAACAACAUUAAUGUUUGUAAUAUGAAAACGUGUAUACAAAUAAGUCUAACACAUCGACCUAAAGUGUAUUAUGUUUCUUUUACGAAUUGAUUCCUACUUAUUAUAUGUGUACAUUUUUUGACACCACUGACAAAUCACAUUGUCAUUAACAAAUAUAAUAAAGUAAUGACAGCAAUGUUUUUGUACAUGUCUUGCGGCAGUGGAAACCCACCAUAAAACGCUAACAAUCCGUCGUAAAGACAACGUUAUGGUUCUAAUUGUGUAGUGAGUAA